UUUCGGAGGCCAAAGAAGAAAAAAGUCUGUGAUCAUUUAAUUUUCAUUCAUCUACCAGUGGCACAACAAGCUUAAGUUCGAUCCCUAUAUAACAGAGAGUGAGAGCGAUGGAGGUAGGAGAUUGCAGUCUAUGGCAUCACUUAAUCUUUUGUGAAAAGCUAGAAAGUGAUGGAAACAACAAAGGUGUUUGCUGGCUGUGCGAAGAAUCAGUAUUGGGAUGCCCCUCCUACAAAUGCUUGGAAUGCAACUUCCACCAACAUGAAUCAUGCACGGAGUCGACACACACGAGAGAGAUGAAGGUCGUACAUGGUUUGUGGGAGAGACAUCACUUGAUAUUUAUAGAAGAGCUGGACAAAAAAAUUGUUUGCCUGGGAUGCGAGGAACCAGUAUUUGGUCCCAACUACAAAUGCUCCAUACCCGAAUGCACAUUCCUCCUUCACAAAUCGUGUUCCGAUGUAUCCCACGUGAUACAGCACCCCAUGCACCCAGAUCACGCCCUUUUUCUCCGAGUGCCAUCACGGAAUAAUAAUUGCGAUGUGUGCCGCCACUAUUGUGAGAGAUCCUUCUUCUACCGUUGCUCCCCUUGCGAUUUUGACAUCGACAUCAAAUGUGUUUCUCGUUGGCGAAUUAGUGCUGAGGACUGCCAUCAACACGCACUCUUUCCCACGCGGAAGCAGAUCCAGUUCACUUGUGAAGCCUGUGCUGAGGAAAGCAAGGGUUUUGCAUACAAAUGCAGCGUUUGCCGAGUCUUUAUUCAUAGGAAGUGUGCUCCAUUUCAACACACAAUCAAAACUACAACACAUGAUCACUCCCUUACUCGCACCUAUUCUCUUAGUCAAGUAAAGCAACAAGACAACGUAUUCUGCAGACUCUGUCGUAAAAAGGUGAAUACAGAGUAUGCAGUUUAUUAUUGUUGUAAAUGUGAUUACAUUGCUCACUUGAAUUGUGCAUAUCGGGUCGAAGACUCCAGUUCGACGAUUGAGUCGAUGGCUAAUAAUUCUGUUGACUCUGCAACUGGUUUGAUUCGUUUGGUAGAGGGGAUCAAUCUAGAAGAGGAUGAAAGACCUGGCCCCCGGGAGAUCAGACAUUUCAAUCAUCCACAACAUAACUUAAUCCUCAUUGAUGAAAAGCUCAUGGAGGACAAACGAUGUGAGGCAUGUAUGCAAUUUAUAAUCUUUGUCCCGUUUUAUGGUUGUGUGCAAUGCAACUACUUUCUUCAUAAUAGAUGUGCUAAAGUACUACCCUCAACGAUUAAGCGAGGGCUAUUUCACGAACAUCGACUCACCCUCAUCUCAAAAGAUCCAAACGUGAAUGCAUAUCGACAAUUGUUCGUCUGUGAUGCUUGUGAAUAUAUCCGCCAAGGCUUCAGCUACAAAUGUGAAGAGUGUGGUUAUUGGAACUAUGACAUUCAAUGUUGUUUAAUACCGGAAAUCCUUAAACAUGAGGGUCACCAACACUUCCUCUUUUUUGCUUUGAGGGAUUCUUAUGAAUCUUGCAAUGGUUGUGGUGAAAAACGUUUGGGCUUCGUGUGCACAAAGUGCGACAAGUUCGCCUUGUGUAUUAGAUGUGCAAUUCUUCCGCUUGUAGCCAGACAUCAACAUGAUACACAUCUCUUGAAACUUUCUUAUACACGUGAAGAUGAUUCCAGAGAAUAUUAUUGUCUAAUUUGUGAAAAAGAAAGAAAUCAUCCUGAUCACUGGUUUUAUUACUGUGUAAAAUGUGACUUUUCUGCUCAUCGUCAAUGCGUUCUUGGGGAGAAUCCGUACAUUACUUAG
Molecule: messenger RNA, 1775 nt
Organism: Alnus glutinosa
Lineage: Eukaryota; Viridiplantae; Streptophyta; Magnoliopsida; Fagales; Betulaceae
Exons: 2
Coding region: 108-1775 (555 amino acids)
Source: RefSeq, a predicted model, not a curated record